This is a messenger RNA of Selaginella moellendorffii, 2298 nucleotides long. Its product is annotated as pentatricopeptide repeat-containing protein At5g27110. The record is from RefSeq and is a predicted model, not a curated record. The coding region runs from base 1 to 2298 and encodes 765 amino acids. The transcript has a single exon. Gene Ontology annotation, biological process: RNA modification. NCBI's taxonomy places the organism in Eukaryota, Viridiplantae, Streptophyta, Lycopodiopsida, Selaginellales, Selaginellaceae. Gene Ontology annotation, molecular function: RNA binding; protein binding.
AUGUCAAGCACUUCAUUGAUCACCCUUCACACGCUUCCAAUCUUCGCUUCGAUUGCUAGCAUUGAUUUCUCAAAUCCCUCCCGGUAUUUUCCCCAGGAGCUGUGCGCAAUCCCCUCAAGGAGCCGAUUGAUCGAGCAGCAAGAUGAGGUUUUCGCGAACGGGCUUCUCCAAAAUCUUGUCCGCGAUGGAGCCCUAGAGGAAGCUCUCAAUCUCUUCCAAGCAACAGCCCACAGGUGGGAUGUAAUCUCGUGGUCUUGCCUCAUCGCAGCAAAUUCUCGCAAUGGGGAUUCCCGGGCGGCUUUAUCCUUGCUGCGAUCGAUGCUUCUCCACGGCGUUCCGCCCAACAAGAUCACUCUCAUCUCGGCUGCCACUGCCGCAGCUCACUCCAAGAUACCUGCCGAGGGCGAAUUCGUCCACGAUCUCGCGCUCCAGGGCGGUUGGAUCAGAGAUCUCGCCCUCUCCAGCGCGCUACUCAACAUGUAUGGCAAGUAUGGCCUCCUGAAUCGAAUGGAAGCGAUCUUCGAGCAAAUCGAGGAGAGGAAUCCAAUCAGCUGGACGGCAGUAAUUGCCGCAAAUACCAAGUCUGGGGAUUUGCCGCGAGCACUGGAGCUCUUUUCGGCGAUGCUGCUUGACGGUGUUCUUCCUGACGCGGUGACGCUGCUCACGAUGGCAAACGCUUGCUCGAGAAUGGGAUCGAUCCAGGCGGCCAGGAGAAUCCACCGGCUGAUCGAGGAGAGUGGGUUCCUUCUUCUUCUCGAAGCUGGAUCAUCGCCCACGGGGAGCUUCGAUCGAUCACGAGCUCUCAUGCUUGCCAACGCCAUCAUCGACAUGUAUGGCGAGUGUGGAUCCACAUCGUGCGCUCGGGCAGCGUUUGAUUCCAUGGCGAUGAUCCGCGACGACGUGAGCUGGAACUCGAUGAUCGGGGCUCUCGCUAGAAACGGAGAGGCAAUCGAGGCAAUUGUGAUCUUCCAUCGAAUGCUGCUCGAUGGAAUCCAUCCUACGAAGGUAACGUUCUUGGAGAUCCUUCACGCUUUCUCACAAUCACACUCUUCUCUUACAGCUCAUCGAUCGAUUGAGCUUGUGCACGGACAGAUCCAAUCCCGUGGGCUGGAAUGCGAUGCUCUGAUCGCUGCGGGGCUCAUCCCCACACUCGCGAGGAUCAAUCGAUUGGAGGAAGCCACGCGGAUUUUCCAUGGAGCUCGCGAUUGUCACGACGUGGUGCUGUGGACGACGAUCAUCGCUGCCUACGCUCAAAAGGAUCGCCCUCGAGAGGCUAUGGCUUUCUUCAGGCGAAUGCUCCUGGAAGGAUUCCUGGCAAACGGCUACUCGAUCGUCGCGGUGCUGGAAUCGUGCUGCUCGAUCGCGGAUGGAAUACUGCUGGAGUCGUGCGCCCGCGAGAUGAUCAGUCGAGGAAGAUCGUCUCUUCCCAUGGACGUCAUCGUGGAGAAUUCGCUUCUCAGCAUGUUUAGCCGGUGUGGAUCCAUCGAGGACACUUCACGGAUCUUCUCUGGGAUGGACGAGCGCCAAGACACUGUCUCGUGGAACAGCAUGAUCGUGGCGCUCUCCCAGCACGAUCGACCGGGCGAGGCACUCGCGAUCUACCGGAAGAUGCUGCUCCAUGGUGUCGGGCCCGAAAAGAUCACCUUCGUGGCGGCUCUGGACGCGUGCUCCAAGAGCUCGGAUGGAUCGGCUCCAGCUGAUCGUGCAGCUUCGCUGGAGAUCUGCGCGCUAAUCCUCGAAGCCGGGCAUGGAUCGGACACGGCAGUGGGGGCGGCGAUGGUCGCGAUCCAUGGCAAGCACGGGGAAUUCGAUCGAGCAAUGGAAUGCAUGGAUGGGAUCCACAAGAAGGAUAUCUUUGCGUGGAGCGCGAUGGUGUCCGCGUACGCCCAGCACGAACGCUGUGUGGAGGCGAUUGGGUUUUUCCGAGAGAUGGUGCUGGAUGGAGUGGAGGCGAACGAUGUGAUCUUCGUGACUGUCCUAUCAGCUCUUGGCCAUGCUGGAUCGAUCGAGGAGUGCUGCCGGUACUUUGGUGGAUUGGAAGUGGAAUUUGGGAUGAGGCCGAGCUUGCCUCACUAUGGGUGUGUGAUUGACAUGCUCAGCAGAGCAGGGCAUUUGGCGGAGGCAGUAAGUGUGAUGGAGCAAAUGCCAUCACAAGACAGGGUUACAUGGAUGAGUGUGCUUGGGGGUUGUAGAUUGUAUGGAGACCCACAACAAGGAAACAAAAUGGCCAGGACGUUAAUAGGAUCUAAUCCUGAUAAUGCUUCAGCUUAUGUCGCUCUUACCAAUAUUUAUCGUUAG